This is a messenger RNA of Lytechinus variegatus (green sea urchin), 1474 nucleotides long. RefSeq names its product tubulin beta chain-like. NCBI's taxonomy places the organism in Eukaryota, Metazoa, Echinodermata, Echinoidea, Temnopleuroida, Toxopneustidae. Gene Ontology annotation, biological process: microtubule cytoskeleton organization; mitotic cell cycle. Gene Ontology annotation, cellular component: cytoplasm; microtubule. The coding region runs from base 117 to 1463 and encodes 448 amino acids. The transcript is spliced from 3 exons. The record is from RefSeq and is a predicted model, not a curated record. Gene Ontology annotation, molecular function: structural constituent of cytoskeleton; GTPase activity; GTP binding.
CUCCCCGUCUCCGGUAAAUCAUUUGAUAGUGCAAUGCAAAUCUACCGCACUCAUUUGAAAUCAAUCAUACUUUUUCGAAGAUAUUACUGAUUUGAGCAGAAUUACAGUGAAGAGAAAUGAGGGAGAUUGUCCAUUUGCAGACUGGCCAGUGCGGCAACCAAAUCGGAUCAAAGUUCUGGGAAGUCACAUGUGACGAGCAUGGCGUUGACCCUACAGGAGCUUACCAUGGCGACUCCGAUCUCCAAUUGGAGCGCAUCAACGUCUACUUCAACGAGGCCAACGGAGGUAGAUACGUUCCGCGAUCGGUGCUCAUCGAUCUAGAGCCAGGAACCAUGGAUUCAGUCCGGUCUGGUCCGUACGGACAGAUCUUCCGCCCGGACAAUUUUAUAUUCGGACAGAGUGGAGCAGGGAACGUUUGGGCCAAGGGACAUUAUACUGAAGGAGCAGAGCUGGUAGAUGCCGUGAUUGAUGUUGUUAGGAAAGAAGCCGAAAGCUGCGAUUGUCUACAGGGAUUUCAACUCACACAUUCUCUAGGAGGUGGUACCGGUUCUGGCAUGGGUACCUUGCUGAUUAGCAAGCUAAAGGAGGAGUAUCCCGAUAGGAUCUUUAUGACAUUCAGUGUUAUUCCAUCCCCGAAGGUUUCUGAAGUAGUUGUCGAACCCUACAACGCCACUCUUUCAGUUCAUCAGCUUGUUGAAAACACAGACGAAACAUAUUGCAUCGAUAACGAAGCCCUCUACGACAUCUGUUUCCGAACCUUGAAACUGACCACACCUACAUAUGGUGAUUUGAAUCAUAUUCUAUCUUACGCCAUGAGUGGCAUCACCGCUAGUCUUCGUUUCCCUGGACAGCUCAACGCAGACCUUCGCAAACUUGCCGUCAACAUGGUGCCCUUUCCACGUCUUCACUUCUUCAUGCCUGGGUUUUCACCCUUGACGAGCCGCGGUAGCCAGCAGUACCAAGCCUUGACAGUCCCCGAGCUCACCCAGCAGAUGUUCGAUGCCAAGAACAUGAUGGCCGCAUGCGAUCCUCGUCACGGUCGUUACCUUACCGUAGCGACAAUGUUCCGUGGUCGCAUGUCCAUGAAAGAGGUCGACGAACAGAUUCUCAAUACGCAGACAAAGAACAGUACUUACUUUGUUGAGUGGAUCCCCAACAAUAUCAAAUCAGCAGUUUGUGACAUACCUCCAAGAGGUAUGAAGAUGUCCGCUACCUUCAUUGGCAACAACACCGCCAUACAGGAAAUCUUCAAGCGCAUCUCUGAGCAGUUCACCGCUAUGUUCAGGAGAAAGGCUUUCCUUCAUUGGUACACUGGUGAGGGUAUGGACGAGAUGGAAUUCACUGAGGCUGAGAGCAACAUGAAUGACUUGGUGUCCGAGUAUCAGCAAUACCAGGACGCCACGAUCGAUGAUGAGGGUGAAUUCGAAGAGGAAGAAGGGGAGGCCGACCCCGAGGAAGCCUGAGUUACUUUGAU